AUGCGGCCGACUCGGAGGCGGCAGGUGCCGAUGCGGCCGACUCGGAGGCGGCAGGUGCCGAUGCGGGCCGACUCGGAGGCGGCAGGUGCCGAUGCGGCCGACUCGGAGGCGGCAGGUGCCGAUGCGGCCGACUCGGAGGCGGCAGGUGCCGAUGCGGCCGACUCGGAGGCGGCAGGUGCCGAUGCGGCCGACUCGGAGGCGGCAGGUGCCGAUGCGGCCGACUCGGAGGCGGCAGGUGCCGAUGCGGCCGACUCGGAGGCGGCAGGCGUGGUUGGGCCGGACUUAUGGUCGAUGUCUUAUGCAGGUUGUGAAGCUUCGACGUACAGAGUGACGGGAUUUAAUGAAUUCCUGGACUUACGGCGCAUCACCUUCUCGAACCCACUGUCCUUGCACCGGGUCUGCAGUGUCUGCGGCCUGGUUCCGAGGAAGACUCACCACUUACCCUGUUGUCACAUCCUAUGCGACGGUCCUUGCGGUCGCCAUUUUGAGUCGACUGGAGUUUGCCCGCUGAACUGCCAGGAGGUCGCUGCCGACAGCGUCAAAAUGUUCGAGUUCGAGGAGCCAGAUUAUAGAAAUGUUCUCGUCCGUUGUCUGAAGGGAGACCGUACUUGCGGCUUCUUGUGCAGACUUAUGGAUCAUCGGGAGCACUUCCUCCUAUGUUCGCGUGCGGAGGUCAAGUGCCUCAAGUGCGGUGUGAGCGUGGUCCGCGAGUUCGCGGCGCGUCACAUCGCUGAAUGCGGUGGCGACGCAGCAGCUGUUGGUCCAGUCACUACACAAGUGCCGGAAGAGCUGGCGCACCUAUGCACCGAAGCCGCGUCUAGUACGAAUUUUAUCGGUUCUCUCCCAUGUACCACUGUCGAAAAGCACAAAGCUACAGCCGCGCCCAGCACACUCUACCUGCCAGGACCAUUCCGCGGCGCGUCUAAGCAUGGUGCGUGGAUGCUAAUGUAUACCCUGAAGGACAUGGACCUCUCAUUUCUUCUUUAUCGGGGCAAUGACGCCGUGAUAGCGGGUUACACUUUCCGCAUCGUCUGUCGUCGUCUUAGUCUUCAUAGCGAGGAGAGAUAUGCCGUGUUCACCCUAGAACUGCGUAAAGGGGACUGGGACUGGUGCGUAGAGUGGCCUUUCACUAUGACUGUCGCGAUAACCAUCGCUCACCUUCGAGAUUCGAGAAAAGAUAUCCAGCUGACUCCGUUUCGAAAGAUUGUGGGCAGCCGGUACGUCGAGCUUGAUUUUGCUCUCGAGGACUGGUCUACUAUACGCAAUCCUAGUUUCAUGUUCGACGAUGCACUUUACCUAACGGUCGAGUUUCUGUGAUGCAGUUUGAUCCUGUUUGCCCGGGAAUUCUUACCGAUUGUGUGACUGAAACACCAGGUGAUGAUCAGUGUAUAUUUUUUUUCUGGUGGUGCGCGAGGCCAAUUCGUCUUAAUUGUCUUCUGUAACAAUAACAAUUACUGUUUUCGUUUUAGAAGUUUCGCUUCUUUUAACGACUGCUUUUCUUGCUGUUGCUUUAAUAUGCUUGCUCAGACACGUCUUUUGUUUGCA
Dermacentor silvarum is the source of this 1545-nucleotide messenger RNA. RefSeq lists its product as uncharacterized. Bases 1 to 1317 code for a protein of 438 amino acids. Lineage: Eukaryota; Metazoa; Arthropoda; Arachnida; Ixodida; Ixodidae. The record is from RefSeq and is a predicted model, not a curated record. The transcript is spliced from 2 exons.